This is a messenger RNA of Cetraspora pellucida, 600 nucleotides long. The record is from the annotation of a GenBank genome assembly. NCBI's taxonomy places the organism in Eukaryota, Fungi, Glomeromycota, Glomeromycetes, Diversisporales, Gigasporaceae.
AUGUUAAUUACAUUUAAAGAUAUCAAAAAAAUUGAUUAUUUUGAGGAACCAAAGCUCUUAUUACUCUACUGGGAUAUUGAAACAUCAUCAUCAAGAGGUCUAGGUUUUUUUCCUGUAGGUGAAAAAGAAAAUGAUUAUGUAUACAUAAUCCAAUUUGAUAUUGUAUUUUACAAUAAAUCGAUAUCUCGAAAGAGAUUUUGUUUAUCAACUAUUCCUAUAAACAGCCAAAAAUUUCAUUCAAAAUAUAACUCAACAGAAUUAAUAUUCAUUGAGCUGCAAACUCAAGAACAGCUCUUAUUAAAAUUUGCAGAAUUAGUUGGAAAUUAUGAACCGGAAUUUGAGAUUAGUUACAAUACAAGCCAAUUUGAUUGGAACUUCAUACUCAAAAAAGCCAGACUGUUGAAUAUAGAUGAUGAAUUUAUUAGACUGUUAACUAAAACUAAAACAACUUUUCAGUUCAAUAUACAACAAGCGACAGUACGAGUUGUUGAUUGUGACAUUGAUAAAGAUAAUUUGAAAUAUGAAUUUGCCGGAAUCAAUAUGAACAAUCGAAAGAUCAAGAUAUCUCCAAAUGAGACUAUGAAAUGUGAAUUCAUGUGA